Suricata suricatta (meerkat) is the source of this 5516-nucleotide messenger RNA. RefSeq names its product solute carrier family 24 member 2 (gene SLC24A2). Gene Ontology annotation, biological process: long-term synaptic potentiation; calcium ion transmembrane transport; intracellular calcium ion homeostasis. Bases 165 to 2189 code for a protein of 674 amino acids. Gene Ontology annotation, molecular function: calcium, potassium:sodium antiporter activity; calcium channel activity. Gene Ontology annotation, cellular component: membrane. The record is from RefSeq and is a predicted model, not a curated record. The transcript has 11 exons. NCBI's taxonomy places the organism in Eukaryota, Metazoa, Chordata, Mammalia, Carnivora, Herpestidae.
CGGUUGCGCGCCUCCCGCUGCAGCACCGCAGGCUCACAGCAUAAAUGUCAAAAAUAUUUCCUACGAAGCAUAAGAAUCCCUGAUUGCAAACGUGCCCCACACCCACCAUUGACUAUAAAGUGAAGAAAAGUAUGAGAGAGCCAUCUGGUUAAGUCUACGCUUUGAUGACCACCACAUCCACCAGAAGACCCAGGAUGGAUCUGCACCAAAGCACUGCCAUCACUUUCCUUGAAAAAUGGUGUUUGGAUAAGUCACUCUCUGGCUACAGGAGACAUUAUAGUGUCAGGAAAAAACUGAAGUUGAUUCGAAUCGUCGGCCUUUUCAUGGGCCUCUUAGCCAUUAGCACUGUCUCAUUUUCAAUCAGUGCCUUUUCUGACACAGAGACCAAGAGUAUGGAAGAAGCCGCUGGUGCAAGUGGCCCUAAGGUAGCACACGGUUACCGCCAAAGAACUCUCUUAGAUUUAAAUGACAAGAUUCUGGAUUAUACUCCCCAGCCACCUCUUUCCCAGGAAGGCCAGUCCGAGAACACAACAGAUCAUGCCCAAGGAGACUACCCAAGAGACAUCUUUUCCCUUGAGGAGCGAAGAAAAGGUGCCAUCAUUCUCCAUGUCAUUGGAAUGAUCUACAUGUUCAUAGCUUUAGCCAUCGUCUGUGAUGAGUUCUUUGUUCCUUCGUUGACUGUCAUCACUGAGAAAUUGGGCAUCUCUGAUGAUGUGGCCGGAGCUACCUUCAUGGCUGCUGGGGGCUCGGCCCCAGAACUUUUUACAUCUCUCAUAGGGGUAUUCAUUGCUCACAGCAAUGUCGGCAUAGGCACAAUCGUGGGCUCAGCGGUGUUCAAUAUCCUUUUUGUUAUCGGCAUGUGUGCUCUGUUUUCGAGAGAAAUCUUAAACCUGACAUGGUGGCCGCUCUUUCGGGAUGUGUCCUUUUACAUCAUUGACUUGAUCAUGCUGAUCAUAUUUUUCCUGGAUAAUGUGAUCAUGUGGUGGGAAAGCUCGCUUCUCUUAACAGCUUAUUUUGGCUAUGUGGUUUUCAUGAAAUUCAACGUCCAAGUAGAAAGAUGGGUGAAGCAAAUGAUAAAUCGCAAUAAAGUCGUCAAGGUGACAGCGCCAGAGGCCCAAGCAAAGUCAUCUACAGCCAGGGACAAGGAUGAGCAGGCCCUACCGCCCAAGCCCCGUCUCCAGCGAGGGGGAAGUUCUGCCUCCCUCCACAACAGCCUCAUGAGGAAUAGCAUCUUCCAGCUCAUGAUUCAUACCCUGGACCCACUCGCUGAAGAACUUGGAUCAUAUGGAAAACUAAAAUAUUAUGACACAAUGACUGAAGAAGGGAGGUUCAGAGAAAAGGCUUCCAUUCUCCACAAGAUCGCCAAGAAGAAAUGCCAGGUGGAUGAGAAUGAGAGGCAGAAUGCAGCUGCCAAUCACGUGGAAAAAAUCGAGCUCCCAAACAGCACCAGCACAGAGGUUGAAAUGACACCACCCAGUGAUGCUUCAGAACCUGUGCAAAAUGGAAAUCUCUCCCACACCAUUGAAGCCGCAGAAGCCCAGACCACAGAGACGGGUGAAGAGGAGGAGGACCAGCCUCUCAGCCUGGCCUGGCCUACCAACCGCCGCAAGCAAGUCACAUUCCUCAUCGUUUUACCCAUAGUGUUUCCUCUCUGGAUCACCUUGCCAGAUGUCCGCAAACCUUCAUCAAGGAAGUUUUUUCCCAUCACAUUCUUCGGCUCCAUCACCUGGAUUGCUGUAUUCUCUUACUUGAUGGUCUGGUGGGCACACCAGGUUGGAGAGACGAUUGGCAUUAGUGAAGAGAUUAUGGGUCUCACCAUCUUGGCUGCCGGAACCUCCAUCCCUGAUCUUAUCACCAGUGUCAUAGUGGCCCGGAAGGGGCUUGGGGACAUGGCUGUGUCCAGCUCUGUUGGAAGCAACAUUUUUGACAUCACCGUAGGGCUUCCACUGCCCUGGCUCCUAUAUACUAUCAUUCACAAGUUCCAACCGGUGGCUGUCAGCAGCAAUGGCCUCUUCUGUGCCAUUGUCCUCCUCUUCAUCAUGCUACUCUUCGUCAUCCUCUCCAUUGCCCUCUGCAAAUGGCGGAUGAACAAAGUGCUGGGCUUCAUCAUGUUUGGCCUCUACUUUGUGUUCCUGGUGAUCAGUGUCCUCCUAGAAGACAGAAUUCUUGUGUGCCCUGUCUCCAUCUAGUAGGAAAAGCCAUAUCCUGAACCAACAGCAUGGAUGGCCCCUCCCUGCCCUGGGUUCUAGGCUCCUUGACCUCUCCCUUAAAGAGGCAGCUGGCACACAGCCAUGGGCAUUUCAAAGUGUCCCUCCCUGGUGGAUGUGAGGCGGGAUGGAUUUACACUGGGCCCCCUCAUUUCACAAGCUGCUGCCAACCUUGCCUGCUGACACAGCGCCAUGCAAGAGACCAUGCAAGAACUGUCCAUUUGGGGCUUCUCUCCAUUCGCCACUGACAGGUACUCCUCGCUGGUCGGAGGUACAUUCAUUGUAAUGAUGCAAACAGUGACAGAGGCUCACUCUCUAUAUAUACAUAUAAAAUAUACAAAUUAUAAAUAGAUGCACAGGAAUAUAACCCUGCCUGCUCCUAUAUUAUACCUCUCCUUUCAUACCUAUAGAGUAAUACAUACCUGUAUACAAACACAAAGAAAGAAAAAUUUUAUAUAUAUAUAUAAAAUCAUCACAUAUAUAUAAAAAUACAAAUGCAUCUUUUCAGGGAUAGCUCUAGUAUAUUUAUAGCACCUAUUUGAAGAGGGGCAUCAACCUUCAGUCAGAGCUUUACCUCUUAAGUACAAGAGGUAGACGAAUAGAAUCAUUGCCGUGACCUUCAGCCUACCUUGGACUUACUGGGAUCCUGCCGGGUAAGGUGGAUAUUUUAGAGGAAUUCGUUGCAGGAUGGAGGGCUUGGUGGAGAAGGUCUGUAGGGACCCUGAGCUGAGACCUCCAAAACAUUCCCACCAGCCAAACAGUGAAGACUUUCUGCUCACCCCUGCUGGGGCACACUGACCAAAGCCCAUGGAGCCACUUGGAACAGACAGAGGUAAAACCCAGACUGGGUGGAUAUUGCUUUGGGGUCAGGGGAGAGGUGAUCAGAGUUGGGGUUUUUUGGAUUUUUAUAUAUAUAUAUAUUGCCCCAGCAUGCAAGUAGAAAAUGUAACUGCAAACCAAAUUAGUGCUCUCCUAGGACAAGACUAUAGAAACUGAACCUAUACUGUUCUAAUGCAUGUCCCAUUAUCAUCAGAAAAAAGGGGGGGCAAAUUUAACUGUGAUUGUCAUUUAGGUGUAUUUUGAUGCUAAGGGCUCACAUAUAAUCUAAAAUGCCUGCCAAGAGAGCCUGGGGUAGGUAAUAAGAAAUACCAUCCAAUAGAGAGGCUCAGUGGAACUUGCCACCUAAUGGGAAUAUAAGGGCGUAGUCCUUUAACGCAUCUUCCAAUAUGGUUCACAAAGGGCUUCAGUGUCUAAAGAAAUCAUCAUUCCUGCAGUAGAAAUAAACAGAGUCUGAUCUGUAGUGCUUGGGUCUGAGGCAGCGUAGAGAUGUGUGCAAAGGCAUUUGUAUACCCAGUGCACCAAGGAAGGUUUCUGAGGCCUAUGUCUAGUGAUGCCAGGACAAGGAUUUGCUUAGAGCCCAUGCAAAAUCUGUUUCUCCUUCCAUCGAGACCCUACAUGGGACUCUUGCUAGCUUAGACAGCCCACUGAAGACGUGUCACACUGGCCUCAAGCCAGUCACUCCAAGGCUUUGAUCUCCUGAUUUUGCUCAGCAUUUGUGUGACAUUUUCAUUUCAUUCGUUCCAUGCCCCCCCCCAAACUCUGUUUGAUACCUUGUAUGAUUUCUCAGAUCUAUUUCAAUAGAAAAUAAAAUCAUCGGGGGGAAAAAGGCAAACUAGAUUGAUGAGAAAAUACAGAAAGAUUUUCACGUCUCCAAGUCAUGCUUUCCUUAUAAUCAGUUGAAAAAGUAAAUAGAAGAUGGCCCAUUAUUCUGUACCCAUUUUACAUCUCAGCAGGCACAUACCGCAUACGAUAUGGGUUUUUGUCUCCAGUUUACUGUGUCCCUGAUGCCUGCUAUGAUCCUGUUGUGAGCACAUAGCUCCUAACACAGGGAGACAGAGUGCAGAACUCACAACUAGGCAUAGAGGAAGGAGCACCUUUCAGCCCCAGAUCAGGCUCAGUAUCCCUUCCACAAAACCCCAGCUCACUCCACAGCGCAUGGCAGUAACAGGCAGUGUCCCUCACGGCCCAGCACCCCCAAGCAAAAAGCAGUUCUGAGUGGAGGCUCACUUGGGAAAAACAAGAAAUCAAGAUGGCUGCCAUGCAGGAGGCGAGCCUUCGAGUCUCUCCAACUUUGCAAAGUCAGGUUUUCGGUUGUGUGAAAAACCCACGUCUCCUUCAUCAAGGACAGGAUGUUGUAUUGAGGCAAGAAUUUGUGCUACUUCCUUAGAGGGAAAGAGUGAGUGAACUUCUUCAAAACUCUGGUUGGUUUCCCUGUGCGUUACUUGAAGGUGAGCAAACGGGUUCAUUGCGUGAGUUUUUUUAUUGGCUUGUCUGUUAUCCGAAAGAAGGUUUGAAUAGGUGAUUUUAACCCAACUCAUAUAGACUGUGUGAAACCAAAAAGGACAAGGGAGGCCCCCUGCAGCCCUGUUGUUGUGCCAGCAACUCCCCUGCCUCCUCACUCUCCCCCCUCCUCCCCAGUUAUCCCCCACCACCACCCCCACCCCCGAUUCGAGGGAGACCCAUCCAGGCAGCCACAGAGCCUGGGGGCUCCAUUCCAUAGGAAGUGUAGUGGUCACUGAUGAGAAGUUUUGAAGACAGUACUUCCGAGCCCAUUCCCACCCCUGUGAUGUGCCCUGAGUGCAGUGGACGACAGCGGUGUUCCCUGGCCAGCUGGUGUGCAGGCAACCUUCCCGUCCCACUGCCUGACCCCAGCAUGUGUCUGUGGGGUCAUGUGUUGGGCCAGGGCAAAUCCAGAGAGCGGUGUACAGAAUGCAGCAGUGAAUCUUUAAAAGCAUUCAAACCACUAAUGUAAUUAUGAGAGCUUUCCUGAGCAGGUCAUCUCUAACACUUCCCCUGCAUGCCUGUGCAUAUACUUACAAAAACACAUCUUUAUGCCACGUCUAUGUGCACACACUGACCUCAUCACUUACAUCGUCAGGAUUCAAAUCCAGGGCACAUCAAGUUUGUCAUAAUGAAGGAAAAGGAAAGUCACGCACACCAACACCCAAAGGGAACAGCUGUAAGACUUGGUCUGUGCACAUGUCCAUACAAACCUACACCUAUGCCCCCUUCCCAUAUAUUUUCCCACCCUAAGAGUAUACAGUCACAUACAACCUAUGGAAAUGGCCAGCCAUAUCCCUCACGCUGAUGUAGAGGCAAAGAAUACACAACAGAAAAACUUAGACCGUAGAUAUUAUUUGCUUUCUUGUAGCGGGGUAUAUAAGGUACUAUCAAAAAUUCUAAAGCCCACUUAUUACUGCUCAAUCUGAAAUAAACAAGCUAUAUGGGGGUGCCUGGGUGGCUCAAUCA